GUUUGGGCUUGAGCUGGAUGGAUAGAAAUGAAUGGGAGCAACAAAGGUGGCGGUAUGCACUUUAAGGUGUGUGCGAUCUGCCAUUAAAUCGAGAGAAGAAGAAGACUUUCUAAAGGCGGUCUGCUAUAGCAACCGUGAAGUGGAUUCACCAACAAGAAGGCUCUUAUACACCCAUGAAUGGAAGUUGCUGAAUGGGAAUCCUUUCAACAUCUCUGACAGUCUGAUUGGCUCCUUCCUGAGCAAUAUCAGUCUGCCAAAUAUGGAUUGUGGUGGAGGAACUAAUGACGUGCAGCAGGAGCUGGACUCUGUGGAGUCAGAGCUGGAGUUGGUGGAGCUGCAGAUCUCCGAUCUCCAGGAGAAGCAAGCUGAGCUGAAUGAACGGAAAAAUGCCCUGCUGCAGGAGCUGGAGGAGGCCUGUGAUACCGCACAGCCAUCAUCGUCUUCCUCAAAGUCAUCUGGAGCCACUCCUGUUAUCAGCAAGCAGGAGAUGCUGCUAUAUGACGGCACAGAUUUUCCAUGGUCUGAAAAUUUGGAGCAGCACCUGAAGGACACGUUCCAUCUCUCCACGUUCAGACCACUGCAGCUGAGGGCCAUGAACCUCACUCUGUCGGGCAAAGAUCUGUUCCUGGUGAUGCCCACAGGGAGAGGGAAGAGCCUCUGCUACCAGCUGCCAGCAGUCAGCUCCAACGGUUUUACACUGGUUGUCACCCCCCUGCUGUCCCUAAUGGAGGACCAGAUCAUGUACCUGAAGUCCAUCGAUGUGGCAGCAGUCAUGCUAAAUGCGUCCAGUAGCAAGGAGCACGCCAAGAGCGUCAUGGCUGGAAUGACGGAUCCGAAGGCCCCUUUCAAGCUGCUGUACGUGACUCCAGAGAAGAUUGCCAAGAGCAAGCUGCUCAUGUCUCGAUUGGAGAAAGCCUACAACGCAAACCUGCUGAGUCGUAUCGCUGUGGACGAGGUGCACUGCUGCAGCCAAUGGGGACACGACUUCAGAACAGAUUAUAAACUGCUGGGCAUCUUAAAGAGACAGUUCCCCAAAGUGCCACUACUCGGACUCACAGCCACAGCGACCAGCAGCGUCCUCAAGGACUGUGAGAAGAUCCUGUGUGUGCCAAAGACCAUCACACUGACCGCAUCCUUCAACCGGACCAAUCUCUACUACGAGGUCCGUAUUAAAGAUUCUAACCAUGAGGCAUCAAUAAGUGACAUCGCUGCUCUGAUCAAGAGCAAAUACAAGGAUCAGUCAGGAAUCGUGUACGUGUUCUCUCAGAAGGAUGCAGAGUCGGUGUCGUCUGAACUCCAGAAGAGCGACAUCGUAGCCUUUCCCUACCAUUCUCACAUGGAGCCCGCAGAUAAAUCCCGCAUUCACCGCAAAUGGACCGCCAACAAAAUCCAGGUGGUGGUGGCCACAGUGGCGUUUGGCAUGGGCAUUGACAAGCCUGACGUACGGUUUGUCAUCCACCACACCAUCAGCAAGUCCAUCGAGAACUACUACCAAGAGAGUGGACGCGCAGGCCGGGACGACCGCCAAGCAGACUGCAUCGUGUACUUUGGCUUCUCUGACAUCUUCAGGAUCAGCACCAUGGUGGUGAUGGAGAACGUUGGUCAGAAGAAGCUCCUGCAGAUGGUCGACUACUGCCAGAAUGUCGACAGGUGUCGGCGCUCUCUCAUGGCCGUUCAUUUCGAUGAGAUUUGGGACGAUGAAGGAUGCAACCAGAUGUGUGAUACUUGCCACCAUGCAAAAGAUUACACCACAGUGGACAUCACCGAGCAUGCCAAGCAGGUGGUGCAAAUCGUGGAAAUAGCGACGUCAAUGGAUGAGAAGCAGACUCCUCUGAAGGUGGUGGAGACGUGGAUAGGGAAGGGACCAGCCAAGCGCAGGAAGAUGAUCCAGACCACCACUCUGCCUCGGCUGCAGGCUGAAGCUGUGAUCGUGCGGCUGUUGCUGCAGGGAUACCUCAGAGAGGAUUUCAGCUUCACUCCGUACACCACCUACUUCUACUUGAAGUUGGGUCGCAAAGCUCCUCUGCUGAAGGUCGAAACACACACACUCAAGAUGAACAUGAGGACGACAGGGAGUGGAUCUGCCGACAUAUCAGCCAACGAGGAGAUGGAUGUGAUCUUUGACCCCAUUGUUGUGGGCAACAGCUGUACCACCCCACCCAAACAGAAACUAUUUAAAGAACAGAGCAACCUGUCCAGGAAACAUGAACUGCGAGAGGAAGAAAAGGACAUGUCCAUCAUGCCUCAACAUGAAAUUGAGGUUGAAAUAAACAUUGUCGCUAACAGUGACGGUCAGAAAACUCCAGUUAAACCCUCCAAAUGCAAAUCCACCACCCCUCAGAGAGUGAGGAGGAAACCCCGCGAAAAAGCAGCAGCUGAAGAUUCUCCAUCCCCAGCUGGAGACACUGCCACCAAACCUGUCCCCGGCUCUCCAUCCCAUGCCUCCUUCAUCUCUGACACCGCAGCUGAAGAGCUCUGUGACUUGAGGAACUACUACAGCAAACAGCUUAGGAGGAUAAACUACGUUUCACAUGAGUACCUGGGGCAAGAUUCCGAGCCAGGAGUGCUGGCGUGCAUCAGGGAGCCGCUUCGGAGCCUCCGCCUUCCCCGAGGGGGGACCAUCGCUCAGACGGCCCGCAGCCUGUGGACACGGGUCAGCGGCAGGAGGAAACUGGUGCACCGAUGACAUCACAGUUUGAAGUUCAGUCGACUGCACUUAGAGAGAAAGCUUGUAUUUGCUGGCACAGUCAAAUAAGCCACUAUGAAUGAGUGUGACUUUAGAGCCACCUGGUGGUAGUAUGACAGAACUAACCUGGUAGUAUUAGGAUGAUUACAAAUCAUCACCUAAAAGUUCGUUUUUUUUCUACAAACAAAACAUUUGCUUUAGAAAUUAUUUGAAAGUGGCUGUGAUACAACAAUAAGUGCCUCUGCCUUUAAAUGUCCUUUAUAGGUUCAAAGACAUUUUCCAUAUUUCACACCUCCACUGCUUAGUUGCCAAUUGAUGAAUAUCUUCUAAAUAAUCUGAUACUGAAUUAAAGCUGUACUUUUUCAGCUUUGUUAUAAGAAAAUCUACCAAUUUAAUAAUUAAUCAAAGUGGGAUAUAAAAGGGAAUUGGAAUUAUUUGAAAUAUAUGCAGUUCAGUCAAUGGGAAACCAACAAAUGACUGAAACUGAAAGGUAUUUUUUGUUGUGCUAUGUUUCUGCUACAUUACAGUAUGCUGCUGGUUCUCCAUAAAACAUUUCAUUUUAAAUUAAGUAACGACACACUAUUAUUGGCACUGAUGUAUGCAGGUUUCAGACUACAUAAUAUCAUAAAAACCCAACCCAGGAGACAUUGGGUCAGUUUACAAAUGACAAUGACUAUCUCAGCAUGACCUGAGCGAAAGACUUGCCUGUCGGAUUUGUUUUACUACCACAACUUGUUCCCUGACAUUCAUGACUGUCAGAGAAUAUUUUAAUCCGAUCUGUGUGUUUAGAGGUUCUCAGUCUUAUAAACGUGUGCUUUUGUUGAGUCGCAUGUGAUCCUGCUUGUAACUUGAGGAGGACAGAGGUCAAGAGGUCCUCUGCCUUCCUAUGGGUGAGGGGUUUGGGCACAUGAGUUGCAAUAAAAAGGUGCCUUUGUUCCGAUGUCUGGUAAUGAUUAAGGGAAAGGCGGGAAUAUAGGUCCCUCCUCUUCUCAUGUAUAGAUCUGUGUU
Molecule: messenger RNA, 3694 nt
Organism: Gymnodraco acuticeps
Lineage: Eukaryota; Metazoa; Chordata; Actinopteri; Perciformes; Bathydraconidae
Gene: recql
Product: RecQ helicase-like
Exons: 16
Coding region: 32-2686 (884 amino acids)
Biological process (GO): DNA replication; double-strand break repair via homologous recombination
Cellular component (GO): chromosome; cytoplasm
Molecular function (GO): ATP binding; four-way junction helicase activity; 3'-5' DNA helicase activity
Source: RefSeq, a predicted model, not a curated record